Momordica charantia (bitter melon) is the source of this 5898-nucleotide messenger RNA. RefSeq names its product DDT domain-containing protein PTM. The record is from RefSeq and is a predicted model, not a curated record. Lineage: Eukaryota; Viridiplantae; Streptophyta; Magnoliopsida; Cucurbitales; Cucurbitaceae.
CUUACCUCCCCCCUCUCUUUCUCGAGAGGACAUAGAGGCAUUAUCAAUGGCGGUUAUGAAACCCUAGCAACAUUGGUCUUCAUGUUUUAUCGCUUGCUCCAGCCAUCAAUUAUGCUAAUGUCGUGUUUUUUCCCCACAGAAACGAUUUUCUUCACUCCUCGGGUUUAAUGCCUCUCCAAUGCGAUAUUCCAGAUAGAGAUAGUUUCGAAACCCUAGAUAUUGCUCUGAACAGUGUCUGGAUUUAGGAUUCGAUCUUUCUUUUUGUUCAUACUUCUAUGGAACCUCCGGUGGUUAGAUCGAGGGGUCGACCGAGGAAAAGGAGGAACAAUGACCUUCAAGAUGGCAACGGUGAAGCGAAAUCGGCUCUUGAAUCGUGUAAGCGGACCAUCGUGUCGCGCCCCGUGGUUUUGGUGGGACGAUAUCUGCUGAAAGAGUUCAAGGGCAGUGGAAAGUUUCUUGGCAAAGUUUUAUAUUACGAGGAAGGACUAUACAGAGUAAUUUACGAGGAUGGCGAUAGUGAGGAUUUAGAGAGUGGGGAAAUUCGCGGGUUGCUAGUUGGCGAUCCUUAUUUUGACGAUGGUUUGAGUAACAGGAAGAAGAACUUGGAUGAACUAGCAGUUAGGUUUAAUGCUAAGAGUACAAAUGCGACGGGGAAGAACGUGACGGACUUAACUGACAAGGUGGAUCCGGUUGAAGCAUCUGUACCGAUCAAGUUAAGCAGUGAGCAUAGAAUUGAAAAGGAUGCCGGAGAUGUAGAAGUUGACGAGUCUUCGAGUGAUUCAUUUGAGUCUGUUCAGGACCGGGAUUGUGAAUUUGAAGAUGAAAGUCAGCUUAUUCCAGCUCCACAGUUACCGCCGUCUUCUGGAACCAUUGGGAUCCAAGAGCAGCACGUUUCACAUCUCUUAUCUGUUUAUGGUUUCCUGCGAUCAUUUAGUUUCCGCUUAUUCCUGUUUCCAUUUAGUUUGGAUGAAUUUGUGGGAUCACUUAAUUGUGGUGUCGCGAACACAUUGUUGGAUUCCAUUCAUGUUGCUUUAAUGCGUGCCUUACGCCGGCAUCUUGAAAUUCUUUCUUCAGAUGGCUUAGAGAUCGCAUCAGAAUGCUUGAGGCACCUCAAUUGGAACUUACUAGAUUCACUUACUUGGCCUGUUUAUUUGGUCCAAUAUUUAACUGUUAUGGGAUACGCAAAGGGGUUGGAAUGGAAUGGAUUUUACAAGCAUGCUUUAAGUAAUGAGUAUUACUCCAUUCCUGCUGGUCGAAAGCUUGUGGUUCUGCAAAUUCUUUGUGAUGAAGUAUUAGAAUCUGGAGAGCUUAGAGCAGAAAUUGACAUGCGUGAAAUAUCUGAAGUUGGACUGGAUUAUGAUGCUGGAGCAACAUGUCUGUUUGAAAAUGGGCCUAGAAGGGUUCAUCCCAGAUACCCCAAAACUUCAGCUUGCAAGGAUGGAGAAGCUAUGGAGAUUAUUGUAGAGAAUCAUGGGAUGAAAUCUUAUACAGACCAAAAUUUUGUUGGUUUGAAAGGUGGUACUAAUGGUGACUUGGAUGCUACUGCUACUGAUGCAAACAGAAAUAGCGAUGAGUGUCGACUUUGUGGGAUGGAUGGGAGCCUGCUUUGUUGUGAUGGGUGCCCAUCAGCAUACCAUUUGAGAUGUAUAGGCAUGAUGAAGCUCCUUAUACCUCAAGGGCCAUGGUAUUGUCCUGAAUGCAAUAUAAAUAAGACAGAGCCAGCUAUAAUGAACGAAUCAUCUCUCAGAGGAGCAAAAGUUUUUGGCAUUGAUCCACAUGAGCACAUUUUCUUGGGUAGUUGCAACCACUUGGUGGUGCUCAAGGCUUCCAUCAACUCGGAACCAUGUCUCAAAUAUUAUAAUCAAAAUGACAUUCUGCAAGUUCUUCAUGUUCUUUGUUCUUCCUCGCAAUAUAUUGCUUUAUAUUAUGGCAUCUGUAAGGCCAUUAUGCAAUAUUGGGACAUCCCAGAAAAUCUCCUAAUGCUUCCUGAAGCAAGUGGAAUGGAUGUCCUACCUGUGGAGUUGAGAAAAUCACUUCCAGCUAGUGAGGAAGAAGACCAUAAGGAGCUUGAUGUGGUUGAGGAUAGAAAAGAUGUGGCUACGUGUAAAAGUGAAGAAGACAAUAAGGUGGUUCCAUACUUGGAUACCUUGCAUGUGGGAACUUCACGGGACCCACCUGCUCGUCAAACUAAUAGUGGAACAAUGCCAUUUGAGUAUAUGGGAAAAAACGUGCGAAGUAAUGGUUUUAACGUGGACUCUUUUACUUCUAAUUGUUCAAUUAGCAAGCUGGAGAAUUCAACUGACUUAGCUUGCCCAGAUGUGAUUGAUAUAUCCAGUACAACAGACCUUUCAAAUACUUCAGGAAACAAAAAUUUUAGCCAUACUGUGAAUGCCAGUGCCUCUAUUUCAUUGAAUUUGUCUCGUCAAAGCCAGAAUGGUGGUCUUUUGGGUAAUGGAAAAGUGAAGGGUGAUAUCAAGUCAGCUGUUGCUUCUACUUACAUGGGCUCGCACUAUAAGCCUCAGGCAUAUGUUAAUCACUAUGUCCAUGGUGAAUUUGCUGCCUCAGCUGCUCAUAAACUGGAUGUCUUGUCAUCAGAAGAAACUCGGGUUUUGGGAACCCAUGCCUCUGAUAACAAGAGAAGUAGUUCUGCUUCUGCAUAUGCUUUAUUGCAAGCAAAGGCAUUUUCACUAACAGCCUCACGCUUCUUCUGGCCAACAUUUGACAAGAAGCUCAUGGAGGUACCGAGGGAGAGGUGUGGUUGGUGUCUAUCUUGUAGAGCCACUGUCUUAAGCAAGAAAGGAUGUUUGUUGAAUCAUGCUGCAUUGACUGCUACCAGAGGUGCUAUGAAAAUCCUUUCAGGCCUUCGUCUUGGGAAGAAUGGAGAAGGAAAUCUGUCUUGCAUAGCAGUGUACAUUCUGUAUAUGGAGGAGAGUUUACAGGGUCUUCUUGGUGGUCCUUUCUUGAGUGAAAGCUAUAGAAAACAAUGGCGUCAACAAUUAGAAUUGGCUUCAAGUUGCAGUUUAAUAAAAUUUCUCUUGCUUGAACUCGAAGUAAACAUUCGCUGUAUUGCUCUUUCUGGUAACUGGUUUAAGCUGGUAGAUGAUUGGUUUUUAGAAACUUCCAUGAUUCAAAAUGCUCCGAGUGCUGUUGGUACAACAAUUCACAAACGUGGACCUGGUAGGAGAAGCAGGAAGCAGUCUGUAUCUGAAGUUCCUUCUCAUGAUCGUUCUGCUGCCAAUUUUUUAUGGUUUCGAGGAGGGCGAUCAAAACUUGUAUUCCAGAGAGCAGCAUUGCCUCGAUGUAUUGUUGCUAAAGCAGCUCGCCAAGGUGGCUCAAAGAAGAUUUCUGGUGUAUACUAUACUGAUGGUUCCGAGAUUCCAAGGAGGAGCAGACAGCUUGUGUGGAGAGCUGCUGUUGAAGCGAGCAAGAAUGCAUCACAACUUGCCCUUCAGUUGAGGAACCUAGACUUCCAUUUGAGAUGGAGUGAUCUUGUUCGUCCGGAACAAACCCUUCAGGAUAUGAAAGGUCAAGAGACCGAGGCUUCCAUUUUCCGAAAUGCUAGUAUUAUUGAUAAGAAAGUUGUGGACAAUAAGAUUACAUAUGGAGUUGCCUUUGGGAGUCAAAAACAUCUUCCUUCUCGUGUUAUGAAGAAUGUCAUUGAAAUAGAACAAAAGCAAGAUGGGAAAGUUGCAUAUUGGUUUUUGGAAAAUUGCAUCCCUUUAUAUCUGGUCAAAGAGUAUGAGGAAGGUUCUAUUCAAGUUAAUUUGCCAUCAGCCACGGAAUACCAAAAUUGUUUGCAAUCACGAAGAAGACAGUUGAAAUCCUACCAGAGGGAGAUAUUUUUCUAUCUCACGUGUAGAAGAGACAAUAUGGGAUUGUUGUCAUGUUCGUCGUGUCAAUUGGAAGUUCCGAUUAGGAAUGCAAUAAAGUGCAGUUCUUGCCGAGACUAUUGUCACGUAAACUGUGCCGUGAGAUCAUCAAUUUCUGCUCCCGAGGGUGUUGGGUAUCCAAUCACAUGCAAGCAGUGUUACCAUCUCAAAGCUCUUAUUCACAUUGAAAACAGUACAGAAUCACCAACCAGUCCAUUACCUUUGCAAGGGAAAGAACAUCGUAGUUUGUCAACUGUACGCAAGAGUGCAAGGCCUAAUGGCUCCAUUCAGCCAUCAGCUCCUGUAAACAAACCGGACCCGCAGUCUGAGAAGAAACAAGCUCCUCCUGUAUCUGGUUCGGCUUCUAAGAACCGGCGGAGGAAUUGCUCCUGGGGUAUCAUAUGGAAGAAGAAGAAUAUUGCAGACACGGGUGCCAAUUUCAGGCACAGUUAUCUUCUUUUAAAGGGCAGGCGGGAAUUACAUCAUAUGGAACCCGUAUGCUAUUUAUGUACUAAGCCAUAUAGGUCCGAUUUAAUGUACAUCUGCUGUGAGGCUUGCAAAAAUUGGUACCAUGCAGAAGCUGUUGAACUUGAGGAAUCAAAAAUCUUUGAUGUGGUCGGCUUCAAGUGUUGCAGAUGUCGCCGAAUUAAAUCACCUGAAUGUCCUUACAUGGACCCCAAACCCGAAAAACAAGAGGGGGUCAAGAAAACACGUGCAAAGUCGUCGAAGCAGGAAAAUUCAGGGGUAGAAUGUGAUUAUUCGACCGUUUCUGAUUCUAAGAAGCUUGGGGCAAGCAGUCCUUUGUUGUUGCCUAAGGAAGAAGAAUCUGGACAAGAUUCUUUCAUUUUCUCUCUUUCAAGAGUUGAGCUAAUUACGGAACCCAACUCUGGAUUAGAUGAUGACUGGAACGCAGCCGGACCACAGAAGCUACCUGUUAGAAGGCUUACAAAGCCGGAAGAUGAUGCAGAUGGAGAUGGCUUUUCCGAGACUUCUUUAUUUUCCAUCCAGAAUGAAACAAGUACACUCUUGAAGCCCAUAGACAAAUCUUCACCAUUCUCGGAAUGGGACAAUUCUAAUCAUGGCCUCGAGGGAGAUGCGGCAGCCUACGAUUUUGAGAGCCUUACUUAUGAGGACAUGGAUUUUGGACCUCAGACCUACUUCUCUUUUACAGAAUUACUAGCACCUGAUGAUGUAGAGUUCGGUGGGAUAGAUCCAUCUCGAGAUGCCUCAGGAGAUGCGGGGAAUUCCUUUGUAAUCAUGGAUAACGAUGUCCCAAAUCACAGUUCGAGCGAGCAACUGGAACCUGCAAUGUCUAUACCCGCUGCAAUCUGUCAAAUCUGUACACAUAUGGAUCCUGUCCCUGAUCUCGCUUGCCAAAUAUGUGGACUACAAAUACACAGUCAUUGUUCGCCCUGGGGCGAUGGUCCUCCUGUGACUGUGGAAGAGAGGUGGUCUUGUGGCCGUUGCCGGGAGUGGCAGUGACUAGUUUCGGCCAUCGUUGGGAGUCUGUUUUUGUGCUUCUGGUUCUUGGAUUCCAUUGGGCAAAGAAGCCAAGCUGCCAACUGAACAAAGCUAUAAUAAUAGCAAAGAAGCAUGUUUGUAAAUCCACGUAAAUACUUAGGACCUCUUCUUGUUGAGCCGGACUGUUGAAGAUUCUCAGGUAAGCUGCCCGCCAUGCCUCGGUUACCACUCUUUUAUCAACGAGGCUUGUUCACGGAAGUUUUGCAUUCCGAGAUGAUGGUUAGCGGGCUCAACGUCGAGCUUAGAAUUCUACCAGAAAGUUGCGAGUUCUCUCAGUCUUUUUUUUUUUUUUUUUUGCCUCUUCCAAAAUCUUCAGUCAUCUAACCAAUUUUCUCCCCCGACUAAAAAUUUUUUGGGAAUACCUGAUGGAUGAAUCAGCUUAUUUAUCUAGUGAGGUAAGCACGGUUUUAUGUGCUUAUCUGAUUGAAUUGCCUGUACAAAUUUGUGAUGGCACUUUCAACUCAUCAAGGUGCUUGCUAAUAUCAAAAGUUUACAUUCUUAAAUCUCA